Salvelinus fontinalis (brook trout) is the source of this 2837-nucleotide messenger RNA. RefSeq names its product voltage-dependent T-type calcium channel subunit alpha-1H-like. The annotation marks the transcript as partial. Lineage: Eukaryota; Metazoa; Chordata; Actinopteri; Salmoniformes; Salmonidae. Gene Ontology annotation, cellular component: neuron projection; plasma membrane; voltage-gated sodium channel complex. The record is from RefSeq and is a predicted model, not a curated record. The transcript is spliced from 7 exons. Gene Ontology annotation, biological process: neuronal action potential; positive regulation of calcium ion-dependent exocytosis; sodium ion transmembrane transport. Gene Ontology annotation, molecular function: low voltage-gated calcium channel activity; voltage-gated sodium channel activity.
GGAGUGUUGUCUCUCUCCUCAGUGUUGAAGCUGUUGAAGAUGGCUACAGGGAUGAGAGCUCUUCUGGACACCGUCAUGCAGGCCUUGCCGCAGGUGGGGAAUCUGGGUCUCCUCUUCAUGUUGCUGUUCUUCAUCUACGCAGCGCUGGGAGUGGAGCUGUUUGGGAAACUGGAGUGUAACGACAGUAAUCCGUGUGAGGGUCUGAGUCGCCACGCUACCUUUGAGAACUUUGGGAUGGCGUUUCUCACGCUGUUCAGAGUCUCUACCGGGGACAACUGGAACGGCAUCAUGAAGGACACGUUGCGUGAGUGUCUACCAGAGGAGCGCUCGUGUCUGACCUACCUUCCUCUGAUGUCUCCGGUCUACUUCGUGACCUUUGUCCUCAUGGCCCAGUUCGUGCUGGUCAACGUGGUGGUGGCGGUGCUGAUGAAACACCUGGAGGAGAGCAACAAGGAGGCCAAGGAGGACGCAGAGAUGGACGCCGAGAUCGCGCUGGAGAUGGAGAGAGCUAGACGUCUUAGCUCCGCCUCUAAUGCGUCGGCGCUGGGCCCACGCCCACACUCACCUGGUCAGGAGGAGGAGGGUCAGUGCAGCCAGGGGGAGGAGCUUCUGUCGCCAAGGAAAAUGUCGGUAACCAGGAUGCAUUCUCUCCCUAACGACAGCUACAUGUUUCCUCCUGUACGACCUGCUAGCGCCCCCUACCUGCACCAAGCCUCAGGCUCUGUGACAUCUGUGCAUUCCCAGCCAUGUGAAGACCAGGCUGUACUGCCCAGCCUCUCUCACCCUGUUCCCACUCACAUCGCCCUGCCAAGGCCCUCGCCCAAGGCUCACAGACAGCUGGCUGUGAAGGUGGACUCAGUAGAGAGACAGGACCCCCUCUCAACCCUCCCCUCUCUCCCCUUGUCCCUCCGCCUGCCUCCCCCCCAUCCCCACUCCCUGCUCUCCCCCCGCCCCCUCUCUCCCCCCUUCCUCUCGGACCCCGCCGACGAGGAGGUGUGGCACAUCACCAGCUCAGCGCGCCAUUGGUGGGACAGACAUGGAAGUGGGCGGUGUCACUCCCUCUCGCCCUACGCCUCCCCUGACUCCCCUCCCUCCCUGAGGAGCCGAGGGAGUGCGCUCAGUCUGCUGGGGGCGGGGCUAAAAGGUCACGACCCGAGGAAGGGCUUCAGCGUAGACACCCAGGGCUUCCUGGAUAAACCGCGUUGUCCUGACGACCAGCGACGACACUCCAUCGAGAUCUGCCCGUCCCCUUCGGAGGAUCCGCCGCUAGGCGAGGGCUGGGAGGCGGACGGGGAAGAGAGGGGGGUGAGGAGGCCCAGGGGUCAGGGGUCAGAGGUUAGAGGUCACAGGAAGAAGAGGAUGAGCCCACCCUGCAUCUCAAUCCACCCCCCAUGUGACCCAGCGGGCCGUGGCCCGUCGGAGCCGCAGGCUGACUGUAACCCGCUGCUGAGACGCAGAACCCCCUCCUACGAGGUCGCCGACGCGCACAGGCUAACGCCGACACACACCCCGACACGCACACUCACACCGACACACACGCCGACACAUCGCCACACACCGACUGACACACACACACUCGUACAGACUCUCCCUCACGCAGUAACACACACCCCGACACACACACUCACACACCGCCUGCCCCACGCACACACUCUUAUCCGUACACAUACUCUACCUCAUUCCCACAAACACACCGCGUCCCCUACACACACCCUGUCUCACACACACACCCCGUCCCCCACACACACCCUGUCUCACACACACACCCCGUCCCCCACACACACCCCGUCCCCCACACACACCCCGUCCCCAACACUAGACACUAGACCUUCCUCUCUCUACAGUGACUACAAACCACUCCCACAGUUCACCUUCGACCAACCGGAGCACAGAUACACGAGUGGCAUGUCCGCUGGCCUAUCGAGCAAUGAUCCAGCCACAAGUCCCUCGCUCUUUAACAGCAGGGCGGGGUUUAGCUCGAUGAACAGGAGAACUGCCCAAUGAGAGCAGAGCCUCAUUAGGAGAGGGAUUCGUCAGAAAGCCUAAACCCGAUCCAGAGGGUGUGGCCUGAUCUGGACAGUGACGGGUUGGAUGGAGAGAGAUGGGGGAGAGAGAGAGAGAGAUGGGGGAGAGAGAGAGAUGGGGGGUGAGAGAGAGAUUGGGGGUGAGAGAGAGAGAGAGAGAGAGAGAGAGAGAGAGCGAGAGAGAGAGAGAGAGAGAGAGAGAGAGAGUGUGAGGUUGUAACUCAGUGUUAUUUAGUUCAGGACUAAAGCCACAUAAAUCUGUAGCCAAAGUAUUUCUGACACUCCUCACACCAGCCAGCCAGCCAAUCAGGAACAAACGUUUAUGACACUCUGCCCUCACGUGAGCCAAUCAGGAACCAGCGCCUGGCUGACCUCUGACCCUUACAGGAUGGGAGAUUGACGGUGCUCCUUCAAGUCCUCUACAGGAGCUACUCUACUUCCUAUGUCCUACUUCCUGUUUCCUGUCCUGGUCCACGAUCACAUUGAUCUCUCAGACAGAAGAGGACAGCGGACCGGGACACGUGUGUUGUGUGUUGUGUGUUGUGUGUAUUUUAUCCCUUAUGCAUCAGUGUGUUCAGAUGCUCUCUGUCAUAGAUGUUGAUGGACAUGUCUUUAUCUGCUGACAGACAGACAGACAGGUAUAACAGACAGACAGGUAUAACAGACAGACAGGUAUGACAGACAGACAAGUAUAACAGACAGACAGACAGGUAUAACAGACAGACAGACAGCAGAGCAGUGUGUGUUCUGUGUAUCUCACGUUGUAUAUACAGAAAAUAUUUCAUUGCUGAGAUGAUAAAAUAACUCUAUGCA